AUGAUAGACUAUUAUCAGCAAAACAUUGGGAUAAGCGAUCCCGCCGGUUGCCUUCCGAAACGUCUCCUCGAGGGAUUCGAUCCUUCUGGUACUCCUUUUGAGCAAAUUUACCUUAUGAACUUCACGCUGUUCAACUGCUCAGACGAUGCACCGGCGUUACAACUUGGACUAAGACCUAUUCCUUGUCUUAGUGGUGAAAAUAAUUCUGUUGUGGCUGUACCCGUAGAUCGUCUCGAUCUGUUCGCAUCAUUAUCGUCGACGUGCCCGAAUAGAACGACGGUUUCACUCUCGGUUUGGGAAUCCUUUAAGUUGUGGGAAAAACUUGGUGAUCGGAUCAUUUUAACAUGGAAAGAACCAGAUUGCAAAUUGUGUCUAAAAUAUCAAGGAACUUGCCAGUUCAAGAAACAUGCAGGCCAGGAGGUUGGAUGCUCUGUAGUUAUAGAUCAAGGUACCAAAUAUGCCAUAACUUUUAUUGUGGGAACACCCAUCUUCUUCCUUGUGGUGUUUUUGAUUUAUUACAAUGUCCAAGUUGGUCGUCAAGAUCAACGCCACCACUCCAAUGUCGAAAUCUCCAGCUUUGCUGAACCGCAAAUGGCUGCCGCUGUACGAAGGAUUGAAGCCUAUCCAAUUACUUUGCUUGGUGAAAGCUGCCGGCUAUCAAGGCCUAAUGAUGAUACUUGUACAAUAUGUCUAUCGGACUACAAAGCCAAAGAGAUAAUAAGAACCAUACCUGAUUGCGAUCACUACUUUCAUGCUGAUUGCAUAGAUAAGUUGCUUAGACUAAAUGCAUCAUGCCCUGUCUGUCGCAAUACGCCAGAUCAAGAGACCGCUUUGAUCAACCAUUCUACAUUAUCCCCUUCGUCCUCACCGCCACCGUAG
Messenger RNA from Theobroma cacao (cacao), 879 nucleotides. The record is from RefSeq and is a predicted model, not a curated record. Lineage: Eukaryota; Viridiplantae; Streptophyta; Magnoliopsida; Malvales; Malvaceae.